Messenger RNA from Hyaloscypha bicolor E, 1556 nucleotides. Its product is annotated as tethering factor for nuclear proteasome sts1. NCBI's taxonomy places the organism in Eukaryota, Fungi, Ascomycota, Leotiomycetes, Helotiales, Hyaloscyphaceae. The coding region runs from base 143 to 1081 and encodes 312 amino acids. The record is from RefSeq and is a predicted model, not a curated record. Gene Ontology annotation, cellular component: nucleus. The transcript is spliced from 2 exons. Gene Ontology annotation, biological process: nuclear protein quality control by the ubiquitin-proteasome system; proteasome localization.
GCUGUACCGAAUCCUCGCACCCUUUCUCCGUUGUACCAAAGCAUCAACAGUGCAAUCACCAUCUCGAGUCCACGACAAUCAACAACACAAUACAGGGACUAUAAGACCCAUUAGCUAGCCUAGACAAGCGAUCUUCAGCAAGAUGAACGUUCUGCUGCCCACGCAUCCGUCAUCGUUCUCCGAAUUCCCACUUCAUCAUCACGACCAACAUAACAAUCCUGCCUCUCCUCACACAUCCAGCUCAAGAAUGGGAUCUCGAAAGCGGAAGGCCGACGACGAUGGCAUCGACGACAGCAUGAGCAUCUCACCCCAGAAUUCCCCCGCUUUUGCUCCUCGCACUAUUGCUCGACCUGCGAAGAGAUCAAGAGCCAACGAAGUCGCCGGCCGUCCCCUCGCACUCCCCCGUCUCCUCGAAACACUUGACGCCGAGUCUCUACGAUCCGUCCUUCAAACAAUAUGUGAACGACAUCCCCAGAUCGGUGCUGAAGUGGUGGACUCAGCACCAAGACCUUCCGUUGCCGCAACCAUCGACGUCCUCUCCUCAUACCAAGAAAAGCUACGAGAAGCCUUCCCAUUCGGCGGUAACGCUGGCUCAGAUUAUGCCUACAAUCGAGUCAAGCAACCGUUGCUUGAUCUCAUCGAAGCCCUGACCGACUUUACGCCGCAUUACCUACCCCCGCACGAAACCCAACCUACCGUCUCCCUCAACUACCUCGAUAACGCAACGAAAGUCAUUCACGACCUCCCGGAAUGGGACAGUCAAUCACAUAAACACCACAAAGACAAUGCUUACGACGAGAUUUCGAGGGCUUGGGCUCUAGUCAUCAGUGAGGCAUCGAAGCGCGGAGGAGGCUUCCAGCUACAUUCCGGCGGAUGGGACCAGAGACUUCAGAAGCACAACGAGCAGAGCGGUGGUCGAAUGCAGGUCGCUGUCAAUGCUCUUGGAUCGGAACUGAGUUGGAUGGGCGGUGUGGGUGGUGGAGGCGGUUCCAGUGAUCCUAACUCGAUCCGCAACCAACUUCUGAAUGGCACAUAUGGCGCACCUUCAGGUAAUCUACCCGUCCGCGUAGGACUAUGGUAGAGAGGUGACAUGAGUGGUUCAGGAUCAUGAUACCCGAGGCCCAUUUCCAUGGGGUACAUACGAAGCAGCGAGAUUGUCACAUCGGUUCGGGAUGCUAUAGAAGGCAGCUGUUCACACAUCGGCGUCUAGUGUUUAUUACAGUACCUGCCCUACGGCAGUACUUACGAAGCUUACGAAGAUUCCCAUUUUCUUUUGUCAGAGCUCUUCGAGCAUGCUUGGGAGUUGGGCUUCUCGGAUGAAUUUGGUUUUUAUGCAUUUGAGCCUUCAUGCAAAGGCGGCAAAUAAUGUCAGGAGUACACUCUCUCUGCCAGAGCGAAUUGGGUGUGGUAGCUUAGACUAGGACCAUGGAGAGUGAUUACAGCGAUGUGAGGCAAGUGUCUGCAUGUGAUGAUGUAUUGAUAAAUUCUCCAUGAAAAUUUGAACAAAAGUGCUAAAGCAGAUUUAACCGUAAAUGCCAAAUGCCAAUGAAGAAACG